This is a messenger RNA of Sesamum indicum (sesame), 2428 nucleotides long. NCBI's taxonomy places the organism in Eukaryota, Viridiplantae, Streptophyta, Magnoliopsida, Lamiales, Pedaliaceae. The record is from RefSeq and is a predicted model, not a curated record.
UUCCGCCAUUUUUGCUUUACAAUUCCUUCCUUUUUAUUCUUUACCGUGCUUGUGUUUGUCCCUCUUCUCCAGUUUUGUCAGUCUGCAUUCUCUCUGAAUACAAUUAUUUUCUGAUCUGGAUAUUGAUCUCGAUCCUUUUUUGGGUUCGAGAUUCUACGUUGCAUUUGUGUUAUAUCAUGGGUGUGGAGGUUGCAGAAUCUAAAAUAAACGUUAUGGCGGAAACUGAAAAUGAAGCCAACGUGCCCCCUGAGGGGGGGAAAGUGAAUAUAAAAUUUGGCUCUCAUGCGGCAGAAGAGCCAGCUAAAGGGCACCUUAAUAAACUCUCAGAUUCCGGCAUCCCCAAGGAUGCUGUUGAUGAGUGGCCUGAGCCUGCUCAGGUCCACUCUUUUUACAUUGUCAGAUAUCGCGCUUUUGAAGACCGAGAACUUAAGGCUAAACUGGAUGCGGCCGAGAAAGACCUACAGAAAAAGAAUCAGGCUCGGUCGCAGAUUGUUGAAAAAUUGAGGGGCAAAAGAGCUGCAAGGUCCGAGAUAAGAUCUCAAAUUCAUUCUUUAAGUGUUGAGAGCAAACAAUAUAGGGAGGUCAUGGAUGGAAAGAUAAAAGAAAUGGAACCUCUCCAGCAGGCUCUGGGCAAGUUAAGAGGUGCUGGACCUAGAGAGAGGGGUUCUGGUCUAUGUUCAUCUGAGGAAGAACUUAAUGAUCUUAUCAAGAGUUUGCAUUACCGCAUCCAGCAUGAAAGCAUUCCUCUCAGUGAGGAGAAGCAGAUUCUCAGGGAAAUUAAACAACUUGAAGGGACAAGGGAAAAGGUGAUUGCAAUUGCUGCUGAGAGGGCGAGGAUUCAAGACUCAUUGGGUGAAAAACAAGCCAUCCAGGACCAGGUCAAAUUGAUGGGAGUUGAUCUUGAUGGAGUUCGAAAGGAGAAACAAGUGGUCUCUUCCAAGAUUAAGCAGCUAGAUGAAGGAAAAGUGGCUGUAGAGAAAGAUAUAAAAGUUUUAGAAAAAGAAUUGGAAACAGUCACACAAAAAAGGGACCAGAUUUUAGCUAGCGUUGUUGAAAUGAGGAAGCAACGGGAUGAAUCGAAUUCCCCCUUCUACCAAAACCGUACAGUCUUGUCAAAAGCUAAAGUAGUUGCAGCACAAAAGGAUGCCGAAGCUGUGAAGGAGCUUACACGUUCAGAGGUUGAGAAGUUCAUGUCUGUCUGGAAUAGUAAUAAGGCGUUCAGGGAUGAUUAUGAGAGUAGAAUUUUGCAAUCACUUGACAUGAGGCUGUUGAGCAAGGAUGGGCGCAUAAGGAAUCCAGGUGAGAAGCCACUGAUGGUACCUGAGACACCACUUCCAUCUGAAACUGACACCGUCGUCAAGAAAAGCGUGAAACAAGCCCCGAAGGAGAACUCCAUUUCCCCCUUGCAAGACAGUGCUCCUCCCGAGCAGACAGUUGCAAAAGGAAAGAGCGCUAAAAACAACAAAGGAGGAAAUAAGAAAACAGAAAUCCCCCUAAUUGAGCAAGAAUACAAGCAGGAGGCCUCCCCUGUGGAUAAAUUGCAAAAGGAUUCUCUUUCCAAGAGCGAUAAAGUUGAUGAGAAGAAGUUGAAGGAGCUGAAGAGAGAGGAAGAGAUAGCUAAGCGUAAUCAGGCAGAGGAAAGGAAGAAGAAGCUGGCAGAGAAAGCAGCUGCUAAAGCAGCAAUCAAAGCCCAGAAGGAAGCUGAAAAGAAACUUAAGGAACGCGAGAAGAGAGCAAGGAAGAAGGCUGGAGCUGCAGUUGCUCCCCCGGACUCUGAAGAACCAUCCGAAACUGUUCCAGAGGUUUCCGAACCCGAAAAGGUGGAGGAAAACACAGAAACUCCAGCCACACAAAAGAACAAUGACCGCAAAGAACACUUAAUGAGACACAGGGCACGUCCUAGAGCCCCAAAUGCACUCCCGAAAGCUAUACUGAAACGCAAGAAGGCAAGCAAGGAUUGGUUAUGGGUUACCGUUCCUGCUGCUUUACUUGUUCUUGUGCUUCUGGUAGUUGGCUAUAACUAUCUUAGUUGAGGCAGUACAUACUAGAGCCGAACGAAAGAAGAAACUACUCCUUUUCAUGAUCAUGGAGACGAGAUCGAUAUAUAGGUAGCACCACUUCACUUCUUUUCUUCUUUCCUUGAGUUACAUAGCAUCCUAUUAGAAGGGAUGGGAACUUGAAACUCACAAUGUUGGUAGAACAGAUUGGUUUGAAAACUUCUUAAACUGCAGCAGACCACACAGUUUUCCUUUGUUUGAGUUGGUAUAUUUGCUAGUUAAACUCUUAGAGUAUUGUUGAUGUCUUCUUUUAUUAUAUUUCUUUCUAAGUUGAUUUGGGUUGUAGCCAAGUUAAUUGAUGUAAGUGUAUAUCUUUUUAUGUACUAUGUCUAGAAUGAAUGAAUAUGUGCCCCAUUUGUGGAUUAUGGUUC